AUGACCAUUAUUCAGGAUCAAGAAACCGGAAAUUGGUGGUUGAUGGAUGAUGAUGAUUACAAAUAUGGAUACUGGCCGAAGGAGAUAUUCACUCAUUUAGCUACUGGAGCAUCUUAUCUUCGAUAUGGUGGAGCAACAUUUUCGCCUUCUAAUAUACAAACUCCAGUACCAAUGGGGAAUGGUAAUAUUCCUGACUUCAAAGCCGAUGAAGCGGGUACUUUUACAUUUGUUCAAUUUGUGAACGCGGAUUACCAAAUUGUUGACGUUAAUAUCAAAAUGGAGGAGGAUUUCUUUGAUGGCCAGGAUCCAAAUUGUUACGGUGUUGUAGAUUGGAAUGAUGGCCAGGAUCCAAAUACAACCGGGCAUGCCUUCACCUAUGGGGGUCCUGGUGGGCCAUGUCCUUAA
This is a messenger RNA of Corylus avellana, 405 nucleotides long. Lineage: Eukaryota; Viridiplantae; Streptophyta; Magnoliopsida; Fagales; Betulaceae. The record is from RefSeq and is a predicted model, not a curated record.